AUGAGUACAUCCGGUAAUCAACGGGCAACUGCUAAGGUUGAUCGGAAACGUAUUACGGACCGCAGAGCCCAGCGGAACCACCGAGAACGUGUCAAGGCGUAUAUCAGUCAUCUCGAGACCACUGUUGAGGAGCUUACCAAAGCGUCCCAGAAGGGCUCUGAACAGAGUCUACUACAAAAGCUGCAAGAAAAGCAGUUGGAGAUUGAGCAAAUUAAAAGGGCGAUACGGCAAGCCAACGAGGCCCUACGCACUGCCCUUGGCGCGGCCUCAUCCAUAUCACCUGCUAUCGCCGAGACCGUGCAUAAAGAUUCCCCAGAGAUAGCUAGCCAGGAUAAAACGGCACAAGGACUCAAUGAUCGCAAAAUACAGUUGGAAUCCAUAUUCGAGGAAAGAGAUAUCUCUCCCAGUACGAGCCGUGGCAGUCAAUUCCACAACGACCAUAGGAUAAAGACUUUGCAUUCACCAUAUGGCAAUCUGGCCUGUGGAGAUGGGCAAGUGAACUACUUCCAGGUAGUUAAUGAGUCCAUAGUUCACGUGCUCAGUGCUGGCCCACUGACAACUUCCGCCGAUGAUGACGAUGACUUGGCCAUUCGGGCUAUCUUACAUGGGUGGAAUGCUGUUAAAGAGAAUAGGCCACUCGACCAUGGCUGGAACUUUCUCAGAGCUCUAGACCAAGGACUAUUUCACCGCACUGGCCCCGUGGAGCGCCUGGCCAUCUUGCGCCUAAUGCGAUCCAUGCUGAUGUCGAAAAGAGGAUCCCCAGAGCACUCCACCGGCCAGAUUCCGUCAUUCAUGUUCCCCACGUACGUACCAGCCAUCCUGCGUCAAUAUGAAGCUAAAGCAGUGUGUAACAUCAGCACCAUGCAAACCCUUGUUGCUCAUGCCUGUAUUGUCGACUUUUUCGUGUGGCCAAACCUCCGCGACCAUUUAAUCGCCUCCGAAACCUCCCACACUCCCGAAGCAGCAGCGGCGCAUUAUGCGACAGAAAUCCAGCUAAGUUGGCCAUACCUGGUUCGAGAUGCCUUCAAGUACAACGAAGAGAAAGGCAAGUUCCAGUUUUCGGUCGAAUUCAACAACGUUUAUUACGACUUAAAAUCAUGGCAGUUUCGUUCGAACCCAGCACUCAAGAUGCUUGUUGCGAAUGGACCAAUGUCGUCACUGGAAGGGCGCUUGCAGGCCUCGACAAGUGUACUCAUGAGUCCUCUGGAUCCAAAUGGGUUUAUUGAAGCGGGGGCUGUUGCUGGCUAUUGA
Messenger RNA from Aspergillus nomiae NRRL 13137, 1251 nucleotides. RefSeq lists its product as uncharacterized. Gene Ontology annotation, biological process: regulation of DNA-templated transcription. Gene Ontology annotation, molecular function: DNA-binding transcription factor activity. The transcript is spliced from 3 exons. NCBI's taxonomy places the organism in Eukaryota, Fungi, Ascomycota, Eurotiomycetes, Eurotiales, Aspergillaceae. The record is from RefSeq and is a predicted model, not a curated record. The coding region runs from base 1 to 1251 and encodes 416 amino acids.